Paramisgurnus dabryanus is the source of this 5744-nucleotide messenger RNA. Lineage: Eukaryota; Metazoa; Chordata; Actinopteri; Cypriniformes; Cobitidae. The record is from RefSeq and is a predicted model, not a curated record.
GUGUUGAAUCUCGAUGCAAAAAAACAUGCCGCUUCGCGUCACGCGAGCGCAUUCAAACAGGAGCGCGUGUGUUCCCCUCGCGUUUUUUACUGUUGCAUCGAUAAUAACAGCAGCACACUGACCUGAAGACAGCAGCGUGCAGACAAACGCGAGCGGAGGAAUAUCAACAGCGUUUAUUUACGCUAACACUUGUUGUCCUGUUCGGUUUUUAGCGGUUUUUAACAGUUGACUCGUAAGCAAGAGAACACGUGCGUGCGCGCGCCUCUCGCUACUUUUUAUCCGCGGAGACAAAACGAUUGUUUUGAUUUCCUCAAACUUGGACUCGUCUCUCCCAAACAAACACGGACAUCAACUGAAAGUUUCCCCUCAGGGAUGAGACCUGGUAUGGCCGUUGCUGAACGCCAAGCAGAAAUCAUCUGAAACCAAGAAGAAAUCGGUAUUAAGUCAUGAUGCAGGAGUCGGCCAAUGAGACAAUAAGCAACAGUUCAAUGAGUCAAAAUGGAAUGAGCUGCCUAACCAGCCAAUUAGAUGCUGGCGUUAGAGAUGGAAGAUCAAGUGGGGAGACAAGCAGUGAAGUAAGCGCAGUCGAACUGAUGCAUCUGCAACAACAGCAGGCCCUACAAGCAGCAAGGCAAUUACUCCUACAGCAACCAGGCAGUGGCUUGAAGUCUCCAAAGAACAACGAUAAACAGCGUCCGUUGCAGGUGCCAGUAUCUGUGGCAAUGAUGAGUCCACAGGUGAUCACGCCUCAACAGAUGCAGCAGAUCCUUCAACAGCAAGUCCUUUCCCCACAGCAGCUCCAAGCACUCCUACAGCAACAACAGGCCGUCAUGCUUCAGCAGUUGUUUUUCUGUCCGCAGCAACACCUGCAGGAGUUCUACAAGAAACAACAGGAACAACUUCAUCUACAGCUUUUGCAGCAACAGCACCCGGGCAAACAAGUGAAAGAGCAACAGCAGCAGCAGCAACAACAGCAGCAGUUGGCAGCGCAGCAGCUGGUUUUUCAGCAGCAGCUCCUGCAAAUGCAGCAACUGCAGCAGCAGCAACACCUGCUCAACAUGCAGCGGCAGGGCCUCCUGUCUAUGCCCCCCGGCCCAGGACAGCCUUCCCUCCCCGGACAGACCCUCCCACCAGCUGGCCUGAGCCCCGCCGAACUCCAGCAACUUUGGAAAGACGUGACUGGCAGCCACACCAUGGAGGACAACGGAAUGAAGCACAGUGGCCUGGACCUCACCACCACCAACUCAUCCUCCACUACCUCCAUCAGUAACCCCAAAGCUUCUCCACCUCUCACUCAUCACAGCAUCUCCAACGGCCAGUCCCCGGCUCUCAACAACCGGAGAGAGAGUGUAGUGCAUGAAGAGACUGGGGCAUCACACUCGCUCUAUGGUCAUGGAGUGUGCAAGUGGCCAGGAUGUGAAAGUAUCUGUGAUGACUUUGGACAGUUUUUGAAGCACCUUAACAACGAACACGCUUUGGAUGACAGGAGCACUGCCCAGUGCCGGGUUCAAAUGCAAGUGGUGCAGCAGCUAGAGAUACAGCUUUCUAAAGAACGUGAACGUCUUCAGGCCAUGAUGGCGCACUUACACAUGAGACCCUCAGAGCCCAAACCAUCACCAAAACCACUGAAUCUCGUCUCCAGUGUAACCAUGUCAAAGAACCUUCCUUCUGUCUCGCCUCCCAUCUUACCUCAGACGCCCACCACGCCCACAGCUCCCGUCACGCCUCUUUCUCAGAUGCCACAGGUUCCCUCCGUCCUCAGUCCCGCCAACGUACCCAGCAUGGGCGCCAUGCGCAGACGUCACACUGACAAAUACUCCAUGGCAUUAUCUUCAGAGAUAGCCCCAAACUACGAGUUUUACAAGAACGCAGACGUCAGACCUCCGUUUACUUAUGCAACCCUCAUCAGGCAGGCCAUCAUGGAGUCGUCCGACAUGCAGCUGACGCUCAACGAAAUCUACAGCUGGUUCACACGCACGUUCGCCUACUUCAGACGCAACGCAGCCACCUGGAAGAAUGCAGUUCGACACAACCUCAGUCUUCACAAGUGUUUCGUACGGGUGGAGAACGUCAAGGGCGCCGUGUGGACCGUGGACGAAAUGGAAUAUCAGAAGCGCAGAUCUCAAAAGAUCACAGGGUACAUAGACCCACACACACACACACAUCUUUAUAUUUACAGUAAAAGCUGUACUGUUGCUAAUGCACUGAUUCAUUUUGUUGUGUUCAGGAGCCCGACACUGGUGAAAAAUCUGCCGUCCAGUCUUGGUUACGGGGCGGCUCUCAACGCAAGCUUACAGGCAGCAUUGGCGGAGACCUCUUUGCCAUUAUUGGGUAAUCCAGGAUUGAUGAACAGCAGCGCGUCAGGUUUGAUGGGAGCCAGCCCACCAGGACUUAUGAGUGGCAGUCCAACCAGCCUAUUUCACGGCACCACACACGAAGAGCUCAACGGCUCACUCGAUCACCUGGACACCAAUGGACACAGCAGCCCUGGCUACUCCCCGCACACCCAUCUGCCUCCAAUUCACGUCAAGGAGGAGCCGCUCAACAUGGACGACGACGACUGUCCGAUGUCAUUGGUGACUACGGCCAAUCACAGUCCUGAGCUGGACGAGGACAGGGAGCUGGAGGAGGGCAACCUAUCGGAUGACCUGGAAUGACUAUUUUGCCCCACCCCUCCGCUGGGGCUCCGCCUCUUUCAGGCCCUGCCCUUCAACUAACCCGCAACCACAGAAAAGACUUGGAAUCAGAUGGGGGAGUAUUUAUUUCGCAUGCAUCUGGAGACUGGCCCGAAGAAAAUCUAUACUGCAGAUCUUUAGGGACCACAGAUGGACAGACAUGAAACGUCUGCUUUUUAAAACAAAAUAAAGGAAACAACAAAGGACAAGGUUUCAUUCGAAUCGGCUCGGCCACCUCACACAACGAAACACACACGGCUCAUGGACCGAAAAGACGCGAGUACAGGAGCGGGGUCCGUUCUGUAGAAAGCUAACGGCCACAUAUACUGCCAAAAAAUACGUUUUGAGUUUGUGAAUAUCCAAGCCACAGUAGAUGUCGAUGUUAGAUGCAAUUGCUGGUUCAAUUCAAGUUGUUGCUCUGUUAUUUUUUUGCACAUGAGUAGUAUCAAAAAUUUGUGUCACUGCCUGUAUGUCAACGAAAGUCUAAAAAGGAGAAAAAGCAGUAUUGGUUUUUAUUUUCUGUUUGUUUUUUUCUGUUUGCAACCCAGCUUACAUUCGUUUUAAGUCAUCUCUGCACCACCACCAACUGUAAAUGGCAUUUCUUAACUCACGUCAGUAACACAACCAUGGUACAAAGACUGUUCCAAAAAAGUAGGUCUCCAGUCUCACUAGCUCUGUUUCUGCUGAAAAGUGUAACGUGAUUUUGUGCGAGCACAAAAGAAAAAGAAAAUGAUGCGUUUCUGCAUAUCUAUACUCGUUUUGAAGCUUUGUCUACCUGCAAACAGUCACAGGCAACAGCUAGAAACCAAAGCCAACACUAUCAACGGCCAAUAGCUUAGACAGAAGCCCCGAGACUUUUUGGUCAGGCCUCUGUGACUUUAACUAGUACAAAGAGAAGCUUUUUUCCACUAACUACCUUCGAAUAACCUCUGGGAUCGUCUCCUUUAGCCCUGUACAAAGAUAAAAUGAUGUAAUUUGAUUGACAGAUGGAGAGCUCUAUCCUUAUGAUGCUGGUCAACCCUGUUGACUACUGGGUAGAAAGAGCAGCUAUAAACAGUUCAUGACCAAAAUAACCAUUUGUGUAUCAGUGGAAAUGCAGAUAAAAAAAACAAAUGUUGUGAAUUUUUCAUUUCCUAAUGUUAUUUUGACUUUUUUGUAUCACUUUGUUGUUGUUGUUGUGGUUGUUGUUUUUAUUUACGUAACCCACCUUAUCAUUGUUUUCCUAGUGAAAUCGUAACGUGUCACGUUUUAAAUCCGUCAUUUCUUCAGAGCCGAAACCGAAAAUAUCCUAACCAAACUUUAAAGAUAUCUAGUGAAGCCAAAAAGGUCAUAAUUUCAAGUCGAUAUGAAACGAUGUGGCUUGGUUCUAUCGUAAAAGCAAAUAAGAGAGCCAUUACGGAGGAGAAAUCCUUUACUAGCUGUAUAGACACAGCUACAGUAGGGUUGGUAUAAUGGGAAGGUUUGAGGUUCAACCAAUGGUGUACAAGGAAAGUGAUCAGUCGCUUUAAUUUCAACAUUGCUGAAGCGGUUGUUGCUUUAAUAGGCGUCUCUCUUUUUAGUCAAACCAAAGUUACACAGACUUCUGCCUCUUGUAUCGGAUGGAGAUGAAAAUGACACAAAGCAUCUCUUUCUUUAUAUCUCUGUCUGCUGUCUUUAUUUUCUGGUGCAGAAAGCCCAUCUGAAACUGGUAACUGCUUUGUAUUGUAACUGGUAAUGUUACGGUUUGUCGUCUUAUGUGCGUGGAAACUUACAGUACUGUGCAGAUGUUCCAGUUUUUGCCAAACCAGAGGGUUGGCUGCUAUCUUAACACACACAAACACACACAAGUAAGGUAUACACUCGAGACCCAGGAACAAAGCUUAUUUCUUAUCCUCAGCAAAUCGACUUGAAGAUGACGUUCAUAAUAAUUUUAUCGCACCAAAUAUAAGGCCGCGGCGUCUUUGCUAAAGAAGAUACAAUAAAGGGUUCUCCCACUUAUCCCAAAAAGGCUUUUUAAAAGGUUCUACCUCUUCACAACAUUUUCUGAACAAAAAAUGCCAUUUUCCGCUUGAGACAUCGCCAACAGCCAGUUUACAUUCCCAUGGGCAGAUAUAUGGAAGGUUUGCAUUGAAAUAGUUUGUCCUCAAAUCAUUUGUAGAAUGAAUAUGUAAAAAAAUACCUGUAAGGGAAUAUUGUGUUAUUAAAAAUGCAUGUCUAAAUUCAUUUGGUGGACUGGAAAUAAGAAUUAAUAAACUCAUAUAAUUCAAACACGGGAUGAUACAGUGCAUAAAGUGUGCAUACCUCAGCUAUACUGUUUUUUUUGGGGGGGGGAGGGGUGAUGAUGAUGAUGAUGGACAAAAGAAACUCUCAGCCACAGAAUGCAUAUUACCUGUAGAGUUUGCAUGGGUUUUGUAAAAACAUUUUAAAAAUGUCUAAAAUAGUUGCUUGCACAUAAUACCAGAAGAAAACCUCCAGAUGGGCAAUCUCCUCCAAUAGAUUUUAGGAUUGUCUGGACUUUUUCUGGGAUGAUUUUGUCUGUAUUUUGAUAAUUGUGCAUAUUAUGUAAAAAUCUCAAAACAAAAAAAAAUGUUGGUGGACCCAUGAAUUUACCAGGCAUUUUUUUCUAAGCUAAAAAGAUCAGUGUUUUUUUCUGGAUUUCAUGAAUUUUUACUGUUCUCUCAUUGCUUGCUAAGAAUAGCAAACCUGCUUUUUCCUGCAUCUGCGUUGCGUAGCUGUAAGGCUUUUUCCUAAUGUGUGUAUUUAUUGCUUGUACCUCUGUGCAUACGUUCUGAAGCAUUACGUCUAGCGGUUGAGUCAUGUAUCCUUUACUACUAUCAUUCUCUGGGAAUAUGAUCCCUUAUGUAUACAGUAAAUUGGGACUGUAGCAAAAAUAUGUUUAUGUAAUUGGUGAAAACAUUUUCCUUGUUUUUCCUUUGGUUUCCUUUCCGAUCGAGACUCAUUUUUUUUUAUACUUUUCAUUACCGUGUACUGUGUCCAUAUGUUAAUGAUUUCUGCGAGAGUAGAGGUCACGAUUCAGAACUGUAACGGGCGUUAAUUUCUGUAUCCAUGGCUUUUCACUGCUGAAUAAAA